Messenger RNA from Neopsephotus bourkii (Bourke's parrot), 918 nucleotides. RefSeq names its product NFKB inhibitor alpha (gene NFKBIA). The transcript has 6 exons. Lineage: Eukaryota; Metazoa; Chordata; Aves; Psittaciformes; Psittacidae. The record is from RefSeq and is a predicted model, not a curated record. The annotation marks the transcript as partial. Gene Ontology annotation, molecular function: protein binding.
CUGGUGAAGGAGCUGGAAGACAUACGCUUGCAGCCCCGCGAACCGCCCGCCUGGGCACAGCAGCUGACGGAGGACGGGGACACUUUUCUCCACUUGGCGAUUAUUCACGAGGAGAAAGCCCUGAGCCUGGAGGUGAUCCGGCAGACGGCCGGGGACCGUGCUUUCCUCAACUUCCAGAACAACCUCAGCCAGACUCCUCUUCACCUGGCAGUGAUCACUGACCAGCCUGAAAUUGCUGAGCAUCUUCUGAAGGCUGGAUGCAACCUGGAAAUCAGGGAUUUCCGAGGAAACACCCCCCUGCAUAUUGCCUGCCAGCAGGGGUCCCUCAGGAGUGUCAGUGUCCUCACUCAGUACUGCCAGCCACACCACCUCCUCGCUGUCUUACAGGCGACCAACUACAACGGACAUACGUGUCUCCAUUUGGCAUCUAUUCAAGGAUACCUUGCUGUUGUUGAAUACUUGCUGUCCUUGGGAGCAGAUGUAAAUGCUCAGGAGCCAUGCAAUGGGAGAACUGCACUACAUUUGGCUGUCGACCUGCAGAAUUCAGACCUGGUGUCGCUUCUGGUGAAACAUGGGGCGGACGUGAACAAAGUGACCUACCAAGGAUACUCCCCGUAUCAGCUCACAUGGGGAAGAGAGAAUUCCAGCAUACAGGAACAGCUGAAGCAGCUGACCAUGGCCAACCUGCAGAUGUUGCCAGAAAGUGAGGAUGAGGAGAGCAGUGAAUCGGAGCCUGAAUCAACAGAGGAUGAACUUAUGUAUGAUGACUGCCUUAUUGGAGGACGACAGCUGACAUUUUAAGGCAGAGCCUUCUGUGAAAAGAAGUGACUGUGCACAUAUGUAUAGAAAAAGAACUGACUUUUUGUUUAAAACAAAAGUCACAAUGCAGAGGGAAGAACCAGGAGGGGGAUAGUACAC